AUGGCGGGACGCAAGCCUCUGGAGGGGAGGCCUCCAUGGGGUAGCUCGCUGGGUAUCCGGCAGAAGACAACCACGACGAAUAGACCAUCGCGCGUCGGACUCGCUUCGCGUCCGUCGACGGCGCCCUCUCCGCGCGGGACGGCACCCGACGCGGAGCCCGCGCCUUCGAGGUCCCCGAAAAAGAAGAGGAGGUCCGUCGCCAAGAAGCCCGCCGCGGAGCCGGGGCCGAGCGCACACGAGGAGAACUGCGAAGCCGCGAAGGAGGUUGCUGAGCUCAUCGGUAGGAGGGCGACGCCCCCUCAAAGCCCGAAGACCGCCAGCAAGUCGCCCCGACGGUCGCCCAGAUCACCUCCGGCUUCGACGCUCAGGCCCACCAUCGCGCACAAGCUGAAGGAGGCGACGUCGCCGGUGGCCUCGACACCCCCGGAGACGGCGCCGAGGUCGAAGCAAUCCCCCAUCCGCGUACCGCACGGACGCAUCGCGGCGGUGGAUGAGCCCUCGCCCGCGCCGAUGGACCCCACGCCGGGCAAGUCGCCGAUUGGGGACCGGUUCGAUGCGCCCGCCACGCACCUAGAGCCGUCGGUGACGCCAUCCACGCUGGCGACGCCCGCGGGGAGCGGCGGCGUGGACAUCGGCCGCGGUGACAGGUUCGGGUCGUCGCCCCCGCGGGACAGGUUCGGGUCCCCGAUCGAGGACAAACCGCAGUCCCCGGCGGCGCCCCGUCUGCCGCCGACGCCGCGGGGAUCCGCCGCGGCUACCGGCGAAGCCCAUCCGCCCCCGAGCUCAGCCACCCCUCCCAUGACCCCGGUCAGCGUAUCCGCCGCGGCGCGCAGACCGAACCCGGAGCCGACGGAGUUGCUGCUCGAGGGAGGUGAGCCGUUCGUGGACGUUCGAGCGCUGACGGCUCCCGGGGGUGCGCUCUACGCGCUCACUCUUGACGCGGCGCGACCCAAAAUUGCUCCUCUCGGAUCCUCGGAUGAGCGGGGGACGACGCCCUCGCCGAAAGGACGCGUCGGUGCGGACGACGAUACCGACGACGAGGGAGACGACGACGAUGCCGUGUACAGGGCGGCCAAGUUCGCGGUCAGGCUGGUGGAGAGCGCCGCGACGGAGCUCGCGGGUGCGUCGCGCGAGCUCACCGCCGCCGCGGAUGAGGACGUGGCGCAGACGGCUGCGGAAGUUUCCAGGGCGGAGGUGGCUGACGUCGAGGACGCGGUGAUGGUGGCGCUUCUCAACGCGCGAUCAGCCGCGGCGAGGGCGGAGCGCAGGAGACUUUUGCAGCAGAUCGCGCAGCGAGCGACGGACUGGGUCUGCGCCGUGCAGCCGUCGCUGGGCGCGUUGCCCGCGCGUCUCAACGCCGCGAUGGCCAAGAGAGCCGCGCCGUCAACCCCCGCCGCGCCGUCUACAACCGGAAUGGAAUACUUCGUUAUCAAACCUCCGUCUACCCCAGCCGUCAUGGACCACAGGGCCGUGCAGGAGUUGCAGCGCGAGCUGGCGUCCGCUCGCGAAGAGGUUGCCACCGCCAAGGAGGAGGCCGCGGCCGCCAAGCUCGAGACGGCGGCGGCGAAGCAGGAGACGGCGGCGGCGAAGCAGGAGACGGCGGCGGCGCGGAGAGAGGUUCAGGUUUGCACACAAAAAAGCGACGCUGGUUCGCCCGCCACGACGGCGGCUCCCGAAUCGACGGUGGAUGCCAAAUCCCUGCUGAUGGAGGAGCGCAUGGACGCGGCGGCUAAGCUGGCGAGCAUCACGGCGACGCACCAGGCUGAGCUGGCGAGGUUGAAGACGAGGAUCGCCCGGGCCGAGAACGAGGCGGCGACGGCCAAGGUUGAGACGGAGCAGGCCAAGGCCAACGCCGAGGAGUGGAAAACCCGGAUGGAAAAGGCUGAACGAUUCGCGGCGGAUUGCCGCGAGCGGACCAGCGUCGCGCUCGGAAAUUCCGCGGCUGAACACGCCAAGUACGAGGCGGCCGAGGCGCUGGUGCGAUCGCUCACGCAGAGGGAGGAGGAGGCGCUGCGACGGGCGAAGGAGGCUGAGAUGCGAUGCGCGCAGGUUGAGGGAUCCAUCGAGGCGAAGAUCGAGUCCGAGUCGACCCGAAUCGUCCUCGACAACAACGUCCGCAACGCGACGCUCGUCUCGGACCUUCGCGCGGAGCUCGCGGAGGCCAGGGCGGCGCAGCGACGGGCGGAGACGCGGGCGGCGGACGCGGAGGAGCACGAGCGCGAGGCUGCCGCCGGGGAGGUGCUCCGGGUCAGAGCCGAGUGCGCGGCGUCGAGGAGAAACGAGGCGGCUACCAGGAGGGAACUCGACGAACACCGCGUCGCCGCGUCGGCCGCCGCCGCGGCGCGUCACGAGGAGAUCGAGGAGCUCCGCAGGGACAUCGUCACCCUGCGCAAUCAGCUCGAGGCGAGGGUGGAGGCGGCGGAGGAGCGCGCGAGGGUGGCGCAGGCUCAGCUGGCGGCGAAUAGGGAGGCGGCGGCGAUGGAAUCCGCGCAGGUCACCGAGCAGUCAAACUCGCUUCGCAGGCAAGCCGCGGAGGCGGAGAGGAAGCUGCGGGAAGAGAUCGCCGUCGUCAGGGCCGAGCUCAGAGGCGCCAGGGCUGGUGAGGCUGCCGCCAUAGCCAGGGAGGAAGAGGUCAUGUCAAAGGCUGUCGAGCUGAUUGAGCAGCGGGACGAGCAGCUCCGCCAGGCCAAGGACCUCCACGCGGCUGAGCUUCGCGCCGCGCUCGCCAGGCAGGACGAUGAGAUGCGGGCGCUGAGACGGGGAGGCUCUCUCGGUGACUUACACCCCGAGUUUGUCAGAAACGUGGAGCGAGCGCUGCAGGACGAGCGGCGACGGAGGGUCGCCGCGGAGGAGGAUCUCGUGAAUUGGAAACGAGCCGCGAGGGAGUCGAGGCGCGAGGUGGAGGAGUCCCGCGAGGUGGCGGAGAUUGGCGACGGGCUCGGGCGACUUCGCAGGCAGCUCAGCAGGCAGAGCAGCAGGCAGAACAGCCUGAAGGUACCCGAUCGGGACAAGCCGAUCGACGCCGCGCUGCUCUCGCCCGUGGACUCGCCGCCCCGCCGCAGGACCCCGCCGCCAAACUUUAGCCAGCGGCAAAGUCCGCGGGGAAGCCCGAGGGUCUCGGGGGGCACACGGGCGAAUGCGCGGGAUUCGCAGGGAUCCGGGAGGAGCGAUCCGGCGACGCGCGCGGAGAGGCUCGCGAGGGACUCUUCCCUCAACGUGUUCGCCUCGAAGGAGGGAUCGCAGGUGCAAAUCGCACCCCCCGCGUCGCCGCCGCCGGUGCCGCCGCAGAGCAGGGAGAGGACGACGCCGGCGGUGCCCUCAACCCUAAACCCCGCCGCUCCCAAGCCGACGUGGACCCCGGGGUACGAGGGUAUGCAGUCGCCCACCCAGCGCGCCGCCCUCUUGGAGGAGGUCUUGAGCAACAUAGAGUCCCUGUAGCGUCGUGUUAUGUAAGGCAUCCAGUCGAAACGGUAACA
Molecule: messenger RNA, 3476 nt
Organism: Micromonas commoda
Lineage: Eukaryota; Viridiplantae; Chlorophyta; Mamiellophyceae; Mamiellales; Mamiellaceae
Exons: 1
Coding region: 1-3438 (1145 amino acids)
Source: RefSeq, a predicted model, not a curated record